This is a messenger RNA of Topomyia yanbarensis, 1097 nucleotides long. RefSeq names its product ribosomal RNA processing protein 36 homolog. Bases 235 to 1047 code for a protein of 270 amino acids. The record is from RefSeq and is a predicted model, not a curated record. Lineage: Eukaryota; Metazoa; Arthropoda; Insecta; Diptera; Culicidae. The transcript is spliced from 2 exons. Gene Ontology annotation, cellular component: 90S preribosome; nucleolus. Gene Ontology annotation, biological process: maturation of SSU-rRNA from tricistronic rRNA transcript (SSU-rRNA, 5.8S rRNA, LSU-rRNA).
ACUACUGGAACAUACCUCAUAAACACAUGGUGUUUGUUGAUAGUGCUUUAAUGAUAAUAGAUUAGCGGUUUUUGUUCUGCUAUCACCAAAUUAAUUCUACUAUUUUUAUAUUCUAAAUAUUUUUGUUCAUAAUAUCGGUCCCGCCUAAGCAACUUUCCUUGUCUUUAUGCUAAGUGUAAACUGACUGGACAUCGUACUCAAUAAAAUUUGGAAAUCACAAUAAUAUUGUAAACAAUGUCAGAAAACGAACCCUCUACAAGUGAUUGUGAUGAUGUGAAUGGCUCUAGUUUAGAAUCUGAUUCGUCGAUCUCUGUAGAACAAAAAUCAGAUAGUAGUGACAACGAGCAGCUUAAACUGGCAGAUGAUGAUUUCCGGAAGAUGCCGUUCGAGGAGCUUUUGCAACUGAAACGUCGACUAGGCUCCAAAGUAUACAACGAGGCUGUUUUUGGCAAAACCAAUAGCAGAGAAGCUGAACCAUCUCCAAAAUUAUCAAAGAAAAAGCGUGCAGCGCUUGAAAAGGAUAGCGAUUCUGAUGGACCACCGGAAGAAUUGAAUGCAAAACGAAAAGUUCCAAUGCUGGGAAUGGAGAAACGACAUCAAAAGGCAGCACAGUCACGUUCCAAAGAUCCGCGAUUUGAUGCUAAUCAAGGUUAUUUCAGUGGACGGAAGUUCCGCGAACAGUACGGUUUUAUUAACGAGCUUAGGUCCGAAGAAUUGGCAAGCUUGCAGGCGCAACUAGAAGAAUCAGUCGAUCCGAUAGAAAUCGAUCGAUUGAAGUUUGCCAUUCGAAGAACAGAGAACCAAGUUCGAGAGUUCAACAAACAGAAGGAACAGGAUAAAAAACGCCAACUUGAACGACAGGAAACCCGUAAGGCUAUAGAAGAAGGAAAACGACCGUUUUACGAGAAGAAAAGCACUAAAAAAGCUCGUGAGUUGGUUGAGAAAUACGAUCAGCUUAGAGAAACUGGAAAACUUGGCAAACACAUUGAUAAACGCAGGAAAAAGAAUACCGCGAAAGAUCGGAAAAAGCUGGAUUUUUCAACUUAGACUUCUACGUACAAAUAAAGUGCUAAAGCGUUCAAAAAUUUUUUCGCUAA